GCAGAGCCGGCUGCUCCAGCGCCGGGUACAUGCGACAUGCGCUGGUCGAUACUGUCACGGACCACUGCAGAGUCGCUUUCUAAUGCAACUUGUGUGUUUGUGUAGCACAUUUCAUGUGGCACUGGACCCAGCAAACGGACUUAUAUAUAGCAAGCCCUCGCCGCCCCCAUCCAUCGAGACAUCCAUUCGCGACCAGGAAGUCAGGCCGGCACUUGUUGAGCUUGCGAGCAAAGCGUCUUCGACGUGCCACAGUAUUGUCAGGGGGUAUUCCACUUUUGUAACUGACGCCUUCUCGCUGCUUUCGCGCUCCGGCUAGCCCGCACGGUGCACCGAGCCUAGCGUCCCUUCGAUAACAGCGCCCAACCAGCUACAAGGCUGCACUGCCUAGGCCCUGUUUUUCACUUUCGGGCCAGCCAGAUUGGGCGUACGACAAUUUCUGCAACAGACCUAAAACUCUCUCGCCCAGCGCGCGAUGCACUCUUUGGUCUGCACUAACAACUGCAGAGCAAAAUGCAGGCGUGUAGGCUACCCAACUCGGCCCAGCGCCCGGUGCCGGUAACCGUCCAUCGACCGGCCUUGCCCGCUCGGCCGUCGGCUCGUCCGCCAAAGGCGCGCGGCCGCUGCGCUCGACAACCAGUCCCCUAUACUGUCGCUCCUCCCGGGUCGAAGCCGGGUCAUCGUGGAGUCGCGCGCGCUGUAGGCGACCGAGGCGCCUCCAGUUGGCAAGAUGACGAAGGCCUCGAACCCGACGGCGCCUCGCCGGCUGGCAAGCCUGGUAGCGGCCCGGAAGGCCCCGCGCCGACGGUCGAGCCCGCGGAUCAAGCUAGCCCCCCUGGCGUUGGGCGCAUACUCCAUAGAGUGCAGCAGAUGAUUGACCGCAUUAAGUCAAAGCCCAAACAGAGCUCGUUGGGUGUCGGCGCUGCGUCAGCGAGCCGCACGCAGCUGGCCGCGUCUCCUGAGCUGCCGGGGGCAGAGAUCGAGGCUGCCGCGGCGGAUGUGAAGGCGGCGACGGGCGCGGCGGCUGAGGAGGCGGGCGCCGAGGCCGCGGGGCUGGCGGCUGCGGCGGCUGCGGCUGCUGGCACCAGUCCGGAGGUCGGGCAGCUGCCACUGCCGUCUGCUGCAGGGGACGACGACGCUGCGGCGUGCGAGCCCGCUGAGCCCGCGGGCUGCGAUGGCACCGGCUGCGAGGCGGAGAGCCCGCCACCGGCCUCCCCGCUGCCGCCCCUGCCGAUUGCGAGCCGCACGCAGCUGGCCGCGUCUCCUGAGCUGCCGGGGGCAGAGAUCGAGGCUGCCGCGGCGGAUGUGAAGGCGGCGACGGGCGCGGCGGCUGAGGAGGCGGGCGCCGAGGCCGCGGGGCUGGCGGCUGCGGCGGCUGCGGCUGCUGGCACCAGUCCGGAGGUCGGGCAGCUGCCACUGCCGUCUGCUGCAGGGGACGACGACGCUGCGGCGUGCGAGCCCGCUGAGCCCGCGGGCUGCGAUGGCACCGGCUCCGAGCCGGAGAGCCCGCCACCGGCCUCCCCGCUGCCGCCCCUGCCGAUUGCGAGCCGCACGCAGCUGGCCGCGUCUCCUGAGCUGCCGGGGGCAGAGAUCGAGGCUGCCGCGGCGGAUGUGAAGGCGGCGACGGGCGCGGCGGCUGAGGAGGCGGGCGCCGAGGCCGCGGGGCUGGCGGCUGCGGCGGCUGCGGCUGCUGGCACCAGUCCGGAGGUCGGGCAGCUGCCACUGCCGUCUGCUGCAGGGGACGACGACGCUGCGGCGUGCGAGCCCGCUGAGCCCGCGGGCUGCGAUGGCACCGGCUGCGAGGCGGAGAGCCCGCCACCGGCCUCCCCGCUGCCGCCCCUGCCGAUUGCGAGCCGCACGCAGCUGGCCGCGUCUCCUGAGCUGCCGGGGGCAGAGAUCGAGGCUGCCGCGGCGGAUGUGAAGGCGGCGACGGGCGCGGCGGCUGAGGAGGCGGGCGCCGAGGCCGCGGGGCUGGCGGCUGCGGCGGCUGCGGCUGCUGGCACCAGUCCGGAGGUCGGGCAGCUGCCACUGCCGUCUGCUGCAGGGGACGACGACGCUGCGGCGUGCGAGCCCGCUGAGCCCGCGGGCUGCGAUGGCACCGGCUCCGAGCCGGAGAGCCCGCCACCGGCCUCCCCGCUGCCGCCCCUGCCGAUUGCGAGCCGCACGCAGCUGGCCGCGUCUCCUGAGCUGCCGGGGGCAGAGAUCGAGGCUGCCGCGGCGGAUGUGAAGGCGGCGACGGGCGCGGCGGCUGAGGAGGCGGGCGCCGAGGCCGCGGGGCUGGCGGCUGCGGCGGCUGCGGCUGCUGGCACCAGUCCGGAGGUCGGGCAGCUGCCACUGCCGUCUGCUGCAGGGGACGACGACGCUGCGGCGUGCGAGCCCGCUGAGCCCGCGGGCUGCGAUGGCACCGGCUCCGAGCCGGAGAGCCCACCACCGGCCUCCCCGCUGCCGCCCCUGCCGAUUGCGAGCCGCACGCAGCUGGCCGCGUCUCCUGAGCUGCCGGGGGCAGAGAUCGAGGCUGCCGCGGCGGAUGUGAAGGCGGCGACGGGCGCGGCGGCUGAGGAGGCGGGCGCCGAGGCCGCGGGGCUGGCGGCUGCGGCGGCUGCGGCUGCUGGCACCAGUCCGGAGGUCGGGCAGCUGCCACUGCCGUCUACUGCAGGGGACGACGACGCUGCGGCGUGCGAGCCCGCUGAGCCCGCGGGCUGCGAUGGCACCGGCUGCGAGGCGGAGAGCCCGCCACCGGCCUCCCCACUGCCGCCCCUGCCGAUUGCGAGCCGCACGCAGCUGGCCGCGUCUCCUGAGCUGCCGGGGGCAGAGAUCGAGGCUGCCGCGGCGGAUGUGAAGGCGGCGACGGGCGCGGCGGCUGAGGAGGCGGGCGCCGAGGCCGCGGGGCUGGCGGCUGCGGCGGCUGCGGCUGCUGGCACCAGUCCGGAGGUCGGGCAGCUGCCACUGCCGUCUGCUGCAGGGGACGACGACGCUGCGGCGUGCGAGCCCGCUGAGCCCGCGGGCUGCGAUGGCACCGGCUGCGAGGCGGAGAGCCCGCCACCGGCCUCCCCGCUGCCGCCCCUGCCGAUUGCGAGCCGCACGCAGCUGGCCGCGUCUCCUGAGCUGCCGGGGGCAGAGAUCGAGGCUGCCGCGGCGGAUGUGAAGGCGGCGACGGGCGCGGCGGCUGAGGAGGCGGGCGCCGAGGCCGCGGGGCUGGCGGCUGCGGCGGCUGCGGCUGCUGGCACCAGUCCGGAGGUCGGGCAGCUGCCACUGCCGUCUGCUGCAGGGGACGACGACGCUGCGGCGUGCGAGCCCGCUGAGCCCGCGGGCUGCGAUGGCACCGGCUCCGAGCCGGAGAGCCCGCCACCGGCCUCCCCGCUGCCGCCCCUGCCGAUUGCGAGCCGCACGCAGCUGGCCGCGUCUCCUGAGCUGCCGGGGGCAGAGAUCGAGGCUGCCGCGGCGGAUGUGAAGGCGGCGACGGGCGCGGCGGCUGAGGAGGCGGGCGCCGAGGCCGCGGGGCUGGCGGCUGCGGCGGCUGCGGCUGCUGGCACCAGUCCGGAGGUCGGGCAGCUGCCACUGCCGUCUACUGCAGGGGACGACGACGCUGCGGCGUGCGAGCCCGCUGAGCCCGCGGGCUGCGAUGGCACCGGCUGCGAGGCGGAGAGCCCGCCACCGGCCUCCCCACUGCCGCCCCUGCCGAUUGCGAGCCGCACGCAGCUGGCCGCGUCUCCUGAGCUGCCGGGGGCAGAGAUCGAGGCUGCCGCGGCGGAUGUGAAGGCGGCGACGGGCGCGGCGGCUGAGGAGGCGGGCGCCGAGGCCGCGGGGCUGGCGGCUGCGGCGGCUGCGGCUGCUGGCACCAGUCCGGAGGUCGGGCAGCUGCCACUGCCGUCUACUGCAGGGGACGACGACGCUGCGGCGUGCGAGCCCGCUGAGCCCGCGGGCUGUGUUGGCACCGGCUCCGAGCCGGAGAGCCCGCCACCGGCCUCCCCGCUGCCGCCCCUGCCGAGCGCUGCAGGCGGCAUCCGGUGGGGGCAGCAGCCCGCGGGAACGGCUCGGCAGCCGCUGCUUACACAGCGGCAAUCAAACUAUCUGUGGGGUCUCGGCUACACCGUAGUCGACCCUCGCAUGUCGGUGGGCGAAGCGGCCUCCAGAAUCAGGUUUCAACUGGAGCUACGGGCCGCCAUCAUGGAGCGCUACAACUUCCCGCCCGACGCCCCCGUGAAGCCCCGGCCGCCCUGCCCGGAGCACCUGUCGCAGCUGCAGGCGGACCCGGAGCUGUGUGCGCUGCUGGACAGGGCUCAGCGGCCGCUGCUGCUGCAGGGCCAGCGGCUGCCGGUGCUGGCCUUCUCCGACGCCGCCCGCCUGGCGCGCGUGUCCCGGCAGCGGCCCCUGGACCUGGGCGCGCUGGGCCGGGCGCUGGUGGCCAUGGACGCCGACAUGCGGGCGCGCAAGGACGGCCCGCCCUCGCAGGAGCAGCUGGAGGAGCUGGAGCUGCUGAGGCAGGCGCUCAAGCAGAAGGGCAAGGCGCUGCCCAAGGUUGCCGAGGGCACCCCGGCGACUUACGGCGAUGCGAUGGUGAUGAUCGCGUUCGUCAUCCCGCCCUGAGCGGCGAGCCAUCAGGCAGGCAGGGCGAUGGCGCCGUCGGGAGUUCCCCGCCAUACGUGCAUGUGUCUGGCAGCCUUGCUUCUGCGGCUGUGGUGGCUGUGACGUAAGGCUAACCGCCUACCCUCAGCCAUGGCCUAGGUGCCCCCGUUACUACUGGCUGCACGUGGACGGAGGCUUGAUCGCAUUGUGUGGGCGUGUACUGUACAUGCCUGCAGGGCUGCGAUAGGCAAUGAAGAAUCGACUCCCCUUGUGCUGUGAGGUCUAGAAUAGAUACAGUCGGAGAGGUCAGAGCCUGGAAUGCCUGUGGGGUGUGGGGUGUGGGGCCACCCCUUGGGCCACCCCUGGUUGUGCAGCUAGUCGGUGGUGGUGUGGAGUGGUGUGGAGGGGGUGAGGUAUGCACUGUGCCUGACUGUGCCGGCACAUGGGGGCGGUGGAGAGGAGCAGCGGAAUGCUGGGGUCAAGGUCUGUGCGGCAUACGGUAAUCAGUGUAGGGGCGGGUGUGGGGAUGGGUCAUCAGGCAGAAGGUGCGGACUGCGGAGACGCCGAGUACGACGCGGGUACGGCAGUGUGUAUAGAGCCGUCGCCUGACAGGGCUGCCGUACGGUUUGCGAGCUUUGUGACUGGUGUAGCAGGGCGCGCGGUGGGACUUGUUGCACAGGGCUCACAGCCCAGACCCAACGGACGCCACCAACACCCGGCGGCGCCUGCCUGGCAUGGUGUAUGUGGUGCCUCUGCUAUUGUAACAACUGGGGUUU
Chlamydomonas reinhardtii is the source of this 5339-nucleotide messenger RNA. RefSeq lists its product as uncharacterized. Lineage: Eukaryota; Viridiplantae; Chlorophyta; Chlorophyceae; Chlamydomonadales; Chlamydomonadaceae. The record is from RefSeq and is a predicted model, not a curated record. The transcript has 25 exons. The coding region runs from base 868 to 4584 and encodes 1238 amino acids.